AUGGAGGGAAGAUUUAUAGGCAUCAUACUCGUUACAAUAUUUGUAGGAGCAUUCGGUUUGGACGACGAAAUGGCAGAGCUGGCGCGAAUGUUAAGAGAGAACUGUGGGGAAGAGACGGGAGUUGACCUUGGACUGGUGGAGAAGAUAAACGCGGGAGCAGACUUAAUGCCGGAUCCGAAGCUGAAGUGCUAUAUCAAGUGUGUGAUGGAGACAGCGGGAAUGAUGUCAGAGGGCGAGAUGGACGUGGAAGCGGUCAUCGCGAUGCUGCCCGGUGAUUUGCGCGAGAGCGAGGCUUCUAUACGAGCUUGCGGCACUGUGCACGGUGCAGACUUCUGCGACAACGCAUAUUUAACGCAAGUGUGCUGGCAGAAAGCCAAUAAGGCUGAUUACUUUCUAAUAUAG
Molecule: messenger RNA, 402 nt
Organism: Parnassius mnemosyne (clouded apollo)
Lineage: Eukaryota; Metazoa; Arthropoda; Insecta; Lepidoptera; Papilionidae
Source: the annotation of a GenBank genome assembly